Molecule: messenger RNA, 876 nt
Organism: Oryza brachyantha (malo sina)
Lineage: Eukaryota; Viridiplantae; Streptophyta; Magnoliopsida; Poales; Poaceae
Product: transcription factor MUTE
Exons: 2
Coding region: 1-726 (241 amino acids)
Biological process (GO): stomatal complex development; guard cell differentiation; positive regulation of DNA-templated transcription
Cellular component (GO): nucleus
Molecular function (GO): DNA-binding transcription factor activity; protein dimerization activity
Source: RefSeq, a predicted model, not a curated record
AUGUCGCACAUCGCAGUGGAGCGCAACCGGCGGCGACAGAUGAACGAGCACCUCAAGGUGCUCCGCUCGCUCACACCCGCCUUCUACAUCAAGCGGGGUGACCAGGCUUCCAUCAUCGGCGGCGCCAUCGACUUCAUCAAGGAGCUGCAGACGCUGCUGCAGUCGCUGGAGGCCCAGAAGAAGCGGAGACUACAGCAGCAGCAGCAGCACAUCUCGCCGGCCGGCGGCAGCCCCAGCCCGACGCCCAGCCCGCGCUCCCUCAUCACUACCUGCUCUCCGACCGGCUUCAGCAGCAGCGGCGGCAGCAGCGCCGGCUCAUCCGCCGCCGUCAUCGAUAUCUCCCCCACCCUUACCCCCAAGGACAGUAAUAAGCCGGCGCCGCAGCUGGUAGCAGAGCUCGCCGCCUGCUGCAACUCCCCCAUGGCCGACGUGGAGGCUAGGAUCUCCGGCGCCAACGUGCUGCUGCGCACGCUGUCCAGGCGCGCCCAGCUGCCGGCCGUCAGGAUCAUCGCCCUGCUCGAGACACUCCAUCUCGAGGUGCUCCAUCUCAACAUCACCUCCAUGGACGACACCGUCCUCUACUCCUUCGUCCUCAAGAUCGGCCUUGACUGCCACCUCAGCGUCGACGACCUUGCCAUGGAGGUGCACCAGACCUUCUGCGACCCACCACCACCUGCACCUGCACUCCUCCACCCUCACCCUCACCAUCACCUCCACUCCAUAUAGCUUGCUUGCUUGCUUUUAAUUUCUAUCUUAAUUAUCUGCAUUCUGCAAUAAUUCAUAGUAUUAAUUAAUAUGCAUGCAUCAUCUUGUUUCUAGCUACUACUAGCUAUACCUAUCUACAUCUCGUAUAUUCCUUCCCUAUAUCGAUCUAUA